This is a messenger RNA of Rasamsonia emersonii CBS 393.64, 1224 nucleotides long. RefSeq lists its product as uncharacterized. The record is from RefSeq and is a predicted model, not a curated record. Gene Ontology annotation, molecular function: nucleic acid binding. The transcript is spliced from 3 exons. Lineage: Eukaryota; Fungi; Ascomycota; Eurotiomycetes; Eurotiales; Trichocomaceae. Bases 1 to 1224 code for a protein of 407 amino acids.
AUGGCCAUCCACCCGAGUUUGCCCUCGCAGCCCUCUCAAUCGGGCCACUUGACGCCGCAGCAAGCACACGCCAUCUCCCGCUGGACGGAGGAAGCGACAGCCUCGCUGCAGAAUUUGGAUAUCUCCGCUUCGGGACCCGACGCGAAUGCUCCGGAAGAAUCUGGAACGCCAAUUCGCGGCACCUCUGUGCCUCUGACCAUCCCUCUCGAUGACCCGAUCUACCAGACGGAUGACACCUUUAAUUCCCGCGUGAAGAUUGUCAAAGACCGCCCGGACACGGAGACUCACCGGGUCUCGUCCAUCACCUAUCGGCGUCGUGAGCCAAUCCGUCGAGAUAGCUUGAAAAGGCGCGAGGCACUGCUGAAAGGAAAAGAGGGCAGUCGACGGAGACAGCGCUGGGAGAACGCACACUGCGCAACAUCAAUCCUGCUCAGUUGGAAGUAUCAUACUGACCAAAGACACAAUGAAGACCGUCUCUUGAACAACCCCUGGGCCCAGCCACCAUCGGCCAGUGACUGGCUGAUCCAGCCCACUUAUCCCCGGCACGAUACCGUCCCGUAUUACCUAGCGACCCUUUGGGAUGCGCAUUACGCGCACAAGGAACAUGGAAAAGGAUCAAGAGCUGCGAGGGCAAACAAGAGCAAGGAGGAUGAGAAGCAUCAGGUCCCCAAAGAUCUCCGCAAGACGCUCAAGCAUGCGCGUGCAGCCCGGGGACUGCUCCAGGAUCUGGAGGAGGACAUCCGGCGUUUUGUCAAGCAAUGGAGUGAGAAGCAAUUGAUUCUCCGGGAAGAAGGUCUGGAGGAUGCUCCGACGAGCUCCGACAGCGCUGACUCAGAGGAUGAGAUUGUCUUCGUGGGUCGCAACGGGCAGAUGCAUGACUCUCCCGAGCGGCGGAGGCGGCUAAGACGGAUGAAAGAGGAGAUGAACUCUCGUCACGAGAGGGAUGGCGAAAAGAUGGUCUUUGAGAGUCUUGCCAACGAUCGGGGAGCUGUUUUUGGGCGCUGGCUUGUCCAUUCGAUCGCUACUUACUAUGGUCUGUACACUUGGUCGGUGACAGUCGGUGAUCCCCCUCGACGGCAGGCCUAUGUCGGAUUCAACCCGCCCUCGCUACGCGGGCGAGAGGGACAGAUUUCGUUCCCACCGGGCUCAACCAUGAACUGCCGUGGCACGACGAAGAUUAAGCCCGGCGACCCGCUCCCGAAACCUCUCUGGAUGCAGCUCUAA